Daldinia vernicosa is the source of this 2183-nucleotide messenger RNA. RefSeq lists its product as uncharacterized. NCBI's taxonomy places the organism in Eukaryota, Fungi, Ascomycota, Sordariomycetes, Xylariales, Hypoxylaceae. Gene Ontology annotation, molecular function: zinc ion binding; DNA-binding transcription factor activity, RNA polymerase II-specific. The transcript has 3 exons. The record is from RefSeq and is a predicted model, not a curated record. The coding region runs from base 380 to 1966 and encodes 528 amino acids. Gene Ontology annotation, biological process: regulation of DNA-templated transcription.
AGAAAAACAGAAAAGCCCAAAAGCUCGGCAGCCCUAACUUCGCAGUCUACGUGCCGCCCCCAGGGGUUUCGCAUUUCUCGGCCCAUAUCUGCGACUUGGAGAAUUAAUUCGUAAUAAAGCGUGCUCCCGCUGUUUGCUUACCCUUAUAAUACAUUACAUCACAUCACCUUUUCAAACCCUCGGACGGAAAUAGCAACGUCAAGCGAACCCCCCACUCAUCUUGUUUUAUACUCAUAUAUGUCAACUCGUAUUUUCUAGCGACGGAAUUAAUUGGACGUGUCAAUCGGUUAUCCUAAAGCUGCAACCCAUUUUGUAUAUCAAGACUCCUGACAAAGCUUAAGAGGCAUCUGUAAAUUUCUCAACCGUGAGGCGUGCUGGGAUGGCGCACAAUCCCGAAUCUGAUCAACAUAAACGAAAAAGAGACAUAUCCGAUGACAAUGGAAGUCAAGCACCGCAUGCUGACCGCAUACCACAACCGCCUCCGCCUCAGUCAGGCACGAUAGCCCCUAUCAAUUAUUUGUCAAAGGCCCAUCCGGUCAAACUUAAACUCAUACAGGGCGACAGCGAUACCUUCUCCGAUGUUCUCACCCUAGUCAACGAGUAUGAGGGAGUGUUGAAUAGACAUGAGAGCCUUGCUUCUAAUUUAGGAGCAAAGUUGACGGGUAGCCGCCUACUGAAAGCGAUGGAGGGCGCCUUUGAAGGUUCAAUAACGACAACUCCGCCACAAACGAUAUUUAGCCCCGACCCGGUCACAUGGCUUGACAUUGUCGAGUUUGCUAAGGCAAACCCCGGGGAGUUUGUAUUGACGCCUACUCCUAAUGGUGGGCGUUGCUGCCAGUUCCCCCUGAAAGGCGUCCAGGUCGAAAUUGGAGAGGAUGACUGGAGGUUGAUAGUAUCUGGCGCUCUGGACAGGUUUAGGCUUGUCCCACCACAACCGCUAGAAGAAGACGAGACGGCGGAAUUAGCAACUCUAGAAAUUGUUGAGCAGCGCCUGCAGGUUUUAAUCAAGAAGGCGGAUGAAGUGGCGCGUAGGGCCCGCCAACUCAACUACCACUUGAGCGGACGAAAAGCGUCUAUACAUGCGCGUCGCGCGUCGCAAUCAGCCUCUGGUCCCAACUUCCAAGGUGUAAAUCAGUCGCUAGGCUCCGGUGCCAACCCCGGUUACGACUUACACGCCGAUCUUCUUCAGCAAUUCCUUGCUCCCUCCCAACCUUCUAGCCACCGGAUCUCUUCCGUUGGUUCUAUACCACCAACCCCAAAUCCGAUGGGCACCGCAACGUCGACUCCGAGAACCUCUAUUCAGCAGCAAACUAUUCUAGGCAGCAACCGACCUUCACCUAGCUAUCACACCGAGCCAGCUAUGAGGGAUGUCGAGGAAGAGUAUCGUGCCUUGGUAACGGCUAAGAUCGAGAGACUAGCACGUGGAGACGCUAUACAUCCACCAUGUGACAGAUGCAGAAGGCUCAAGACACAGUGCAUUAAACACCUAACUGCCUGCCAGGGAUGCACCAAGAAACACGCAAGAUGUGUGUGGAAAGGCCUUACAGAAGAGGAGGUGGCUUGGCUUAAAGGAGAAGCUGGUGGAGAUGGAGAUGACGACGGAGAUGAGCCAAGGGACUCGGGUAGAGCUGUAUUCGGACCCCAAUCGCAUCUCGAAUUCGGCGAACGUCGCAGGGAAUCGGAACGCAGCGACGAACGUAGCACGAGCAGAUCCGGCUCGAGGAUAGCCAUCGGUAGACCUGCCGACGAGGUCUGGAGAAAGGGGCCAGAGACGCCAAUAAGUAGGCAUGAAACUAUGGAAGUGGAUAUAAGAGAUGUGCGCCAGGGACAAGAAUACCCAAGGAAAGAAUUAGCCGGUGGGAUAUUUAGGGAGCAGAAGUCAAUGCUUAGCCACAUGGCCUCCGUCGCUUCUGCGGCUGCAGAUGCUGCAGCGAUUUCGCGCGGGGGUCAUCAACAUUCAGAAUAACCCGGAGCGAGAGCAGGACAACAAUCACUUGGCUGUACAUAUAUCAUAUAUACGUGGGUGGGUUUGUACAUGCGGAUUUUCUUUAGGUGUUGGCAACCUGUAUAUACCCGGACAGCAUACGGCUAGGAGAAGGCGUGCAUUAUAACUUCAUGUCUGCUCAUUUGCUUACAAUUAUAUUCGAGACAUACGAGAAAUUGAAAACUCUGAGUUACCUACA